AUGGCUCUCUCUCCCGUCCGUCUCCCUUUCGCGCGGUCUUCCUGUCUCGCCUUCUCGUCUGCUCCGGCGCCGGCAGCUUCCACUGCCCCCGCCGGAGGAUCGGCGUCUCUCGUUAUGCCUUCUGUGCGUCGUCUUUUGCGUCUCUCGCGGUUCCUAGAUCGUCACCCUGCGCUGCUUGUGCUGUCCGCUCACCUCGAACUCGACGAAGAGCGAUACCCCGCAGCGCAGCACUUCUUCGCCGCGCUCGAACCCCUCCGGAGCCCGUCGGCCGGCGGCGUCUCUGCCUCCGGGCUACCUCCGCCGCGGCCUCCGCACUCGCCACUGCCUCCAGAGCUCGCGCCCCGAAGGCGUCCUCGUUCUCAAGAGACAGACUCUUCGCCUUCUGUGGAGAGCCCCGUCCUGCGCUUCUUCCGACGGGAGGCGGCCUCGCGAAAGGCGCUCGUGUCGAGUCCACGCCACGAGACACAGACCGUCUCUUCCAUGUCUUUGUCAGCUUCCACUCCGGUUCCUGGCCCUUCAGUAACGCAGCUGGUUUGUUCGUAUUUGAGGCGGAGUGGAGGGAACGAGAACCGGCGGGAGAAACGCGGUUGCGAGCGCCUUCACCCCGAGGACCUCGAGGGCAGUCUCGUGUUCAUUUGGGAGGUUUCGCGUCUCUGUAGUCGCCUGCAAUUCUCGGCCUACGAAUGCACUCGCAAACUGCACGCGCCGCUCUGUCUUCUCCUCCCUCCGGACGCGCGCUGGUCUCAGCUUGCCUCGCUGCAGUCUUCUUCCACCCCGCCGGAGCAGCGCUCCUGCUCCUCUUCGCCCUGCGACGCUCGACUCCCCGUGACAGCGGCCGAGUCCAGCGAAGAAGCGACGGCGGCGCGGUUCCAGAUCCGAUCUCCGUGCCUCCCCGCAGCGUCGCCCACAGCCUCGCCCGCCGACGGCCUCACCGCUGAGGACGUGCGGGCGGCUCAUGCGCUCGAGGAGAGCCUGGUUCGGCUCCUCUCGCUUGCGCGCGACAGCCGCGCGGGAACUGCCGUUGCCACGGCGGCCGCUUCGCCGCGCGCUGGAGCAACGGCGAGGGCUUGCCUGCGCGAGGCGGACGCGGACGAUCCUCGGCCGACGGCGGCCCAGUUGGACGAGGCUGUUGACGCUCUGCUGCUGCCUCCCCAUCGCUGGACAGUGGACGAUAGGGCGCGUUUCGCAGCGACGCUCCACCCGCUGCGCCUCACGAAGCGCGUUGCGCGGCCCCGACGCAAGGCCUGCGAGGGCGUGCGGGAGCGAGGCCAGUCGAAGCCGCUGGCGCAGGAAUUCGCGCGAGUGGAGGAACCCGCGACCGCUGGGAAAAGAGAGCCCGCGAACGACUGGACGGAAGCGAAGAGCGAUUGCGAGACAGGCGCGACAGAGAGCGGGCUGUCCACAGGCGCCGAAAUGUGUGCCGAUGAUGGAAACGGGGCGGCUGCACGGGAAACGCCUGAGAGCAGAGAAGAGACGGAGAGAUACCCCAGCGCUCUGGAGGCGAAGACACCGGCGGAGGUACGUCGACCGCAGGCCGAGAAAGACUCCGAAAGCGCACACAGGCGGCCUUCUGCAGAGCCUACCGCCGCCACAGCGCUGCGCCGGGGACUCUUGCUGCUCUCGAACCCCCUCACGUGCGACAUGUGGGAGCGCGCCGUCGUCCUCAUCACCCACGUGUCUCGCAGGGGUUGCGUGGACGGAGUCAUCCUCAACAAGCGCCGGGCGUGGAGGCCUUUGGCCUGGUCUUCCGCGGCUUCCGAGGCGUCUGCUUUGCGCGGAAACGACGAAUCGAGUGCAUGCACGCACUCAAGGGCUCGUGCGUUUGACGCGUCUCGCCUUCCAGAGGUGUCUUCCGUAGGCGCAGGAAAAGACGCACCGAGCCGACGCGCGCGAUGUGCGCUUCUUCCGGAUGGCGCUGUGCUACCAACGUCCUAUUCGAGUUUUGUGGCUCACUGGCCGCGGCAACUCCGCCUGCUCCAGUAUGCCAGAAACAACCUCGAGACAGCCCUCACACUCUCUUCUCCCUCUUCUCUUCCUUCUCCCACUUCCUCUUCUCUGUCUUCUUCUCCCACUUCCUCUUCUCCUUCUUCUCUUUGUUCUCCUUCUUCUUUGUCUUCUUCCGGGCGUGCAAGCGGCUUGCUGGGCGAGGCGUUGCUGAGUCGAGCGAGCGUGGCGUUGGAGUUUCAUGUGAACGAGGCGUGCAAGGCGAAGGAGGAGACAGCGGAGACACUUUCGCGUGUGAUGGAGGAGAUGGCGACGGAUCUCUUGGACGCCGUCGACUUCCCUCCCUCGAGCUCGGCUUCGUUUCUGGCUGCAGCGCACGCCUCAGAGCUCCGCAGCGAGGCGCCGUACCUCGUUCGCCUGCUCAACUGGUACCGCCUGCGGGAGGAGCGGGAGAAAGGCGUCCUUUCGGAGUCUUCACGCGCCUUCUCCCUUGCCUCGGGUGUCCCUUCCCAUCCCGACGCCGCCGAGCACUCGACGAGGGCUGCGGGCGGUUCGCCGCUUUCCUCGCUCGGCACGCGGGCCCCAGCAGCCUCCGCGCCCUUCCUCGCUGUGACGCCAGUCAGCGUCGGAGACGCUGGAAAAGGCGGAGACGCGGACGAAGAGUCGGCCGUGCGUGGCGACGGUGGAUCGGUGAUUGUCUCCUUCUUGGCCUCCCUGCCCUACGGCGCCAUCAGCCCUGCGCAAGCUGCGGCGGCGGCGCAGAAGGUCCGCCGCGACGCCGCACUCGCCCGGUUCCUCCCCCCUCAGACCGGGCCCCACAAGGCACCUGCGAAGCCAGAGAAAAAAACUCCCAAAUAUAAGCCGACGCACGCUGAGGCGGGGCAUCCAGGCGAGGCAGGCGGGCCAACUGCGUGCGCGCCGGCAGCCCGGGAAGGAGGGAGCGGAGGAGAGGGAGAGGACGGCGGAGCGAAGGAGGGACAGGAGAAGAGCGCCGAGGAGGUUUCAGAGACGCUCGAGGAGGGGCGAGGGCAGUGGCGUGAGACAGGAGGGAGAGGCGAGCUGGGGGGGGACGGCUCCAGAGAAGGAGGACGGGAAACAGAUGCCUGUCGCUUGUUAGAGAGAUACAGCUUCGGCGGGCCGGUGCCUGGCCUCACAGUGCUGCACAGCACGGCCGAGAGGGGACUUGUUGAAGUCUUUCCAAACGGCGUCUUUCUGGGAACCCGACGGCCGAGAAGAGGCAAAUCCACUCCGAGCGCUGGCGCCUCUGAGGAAGGUGAUGUCGCCUCGGCAGACCAGACAGAUCCAGGAGAGAAGACGUGUGACCUCGGAGUGAAGAAAGGAGAACAUGGAACGUCGAAAGAUGAGCAGGAGGCUGACCCUGAGACAGGAGUCUGUCGCGCAUUCUCUCCCUCCGCUUGCUUGUCAUCCCUCGGCUGCGAGGCAGAUUUUUCCGUGGCGGCUGGAGAGGUAAAAGAAGCGUUUGACGGGCCGACGCGGCCGGUCGAGGCAGCCCCCGCAGCCGAGGCGGAAGACUCUCCGCUGUCGCGAACGUUCCUGGGAAAGGCGGCGUGGAGUCCUGGACAGCUCGAGAGAGAAAUCGGGGAAGGCGCGUGGAUCCUCGUGGGGUGUACAGACAGCGGAGUGAUGCAGGAGCUGGUGUUCGGCGACGAGUUGACUGCGCGCAGGCGGCGUUCGCCCGGGGCCCUCGAAGCGCCUCAGAGAGACGAAAACGAGCUCUGGAGCCGCGUGCUGUCGGCGCUUGCGGCCAGUCCCUCCUCAGGCUCCCAUGCGGGUCUCUACGAGGCGAUGAGCCGUUUUCCUCUCUGUCUUGCGAGGGAUACAGGUGUCGUGGACGGACGCGAGAGCGAUGACGACACAGACUAG
This is a messenger RNA of Neospora caninum, 3828 nucleotides long. RefSeq lists its product as hypothetical. Bases 1 to 3828 code for a protein of 1275 amino acids. The transcript has a single exon. The record is from RefSeq and is a predicted model, not a curated record. NCBI's taxonomy places the organism in Eukaryota, Apicomplexa, Conoidasida, Eucoccidiorida, Sarcocystidae.